Molecule: messenger RNA, 1019 nt
Organism: Folsomia candida
Lineage: Eukaryota; Metazoa; Arthropoda; Collembola; Entomobryomorpha; Isotomidae
Exons: 5
Coding region: 176-643 (155 amino acids)
Source: RefSeq, a predicted model, not a curated record
ACUUAAAGUUUACUGACCCGGCAUACAUAUGUAAACAUAUACUUUGACGCAAUACCAUCCAUAUAAAAGGACAACAACUCGACAAAUAUUUUCAAACAAAGUUUACGCUGACGAACGUGCUCGUCGAGAAGCCUGCUGUGUAAACUAUCUAGAAAAUAAAACAUCUGUUACUACCAUGAAGCUGGCAAUUUUGACGGGAAUCAUCCUUCUCGCUAUCUCCCCGUCACGUGGUCAAGACGGUCGUCGACCUGUGUAUGUCAAAGGAUCAAAUUCGAAACCAUUCCAGCAAGGACGGGCAGAUCCCAUACAACAAGGAAUAUUUGGACAUAAAGCACAACCUGUACAACCGGCCAUUCCGAUGCCAUACGGAAUAUUUGGACAUCAGGCUUCCCCAGUACAACCAGCCGUCCCCCAUUCGGCUGGAAUAUUUGGACAUCAGCCUUAUCUAGUACAACCUGCCGUUCCCAGUGCCCAAAUGGUGAUGAAUCCCGAUAUUUAUGUAAACGCAGGACCAAAUUGUUUUUGGAUGCCGUGCACCAGGUCCAACGGGCGUGGUUCAAGGUGCAGAGGAGGCUACUCUGAACUUCUUCAGGCCACCUGCGGCGGGAACCAAAACGUGUGGAAGAAAUUGUGUUGUAAAUGAAAAUUAGUAAAUGACUAAAGUGUGAGAGGUCAGAUAUAAUAUUAAUAAUUGAUUUAUUGCAUCAUAGCCAAUGGCCUUUACACAUCAUGUAUGUAUGGCUACAUACCAUUGAUAAUUGUAAAAUUGUAAAAAUAAAUAAAAUUAUUUAUUGGUCACAGCAUAAAUCAAAAUAUUUGACGACUUCAUUCCAAAAAAUAAAUAACUUAUUUAGUAUUUUAUCACUAUUUAGAUGAGAUUAAAAUUAAGAAUUAGUGCAUAAAUUAAAGAUUGUCGUUCAUAUUUUAAAGAAGUACAUGUAAUUUAACCGCGGUAGGUUGUUCAACAGGGGGAAGAAAAACUGUUUUAAGGAUCAUAAAUAAAUAAAAAAAAUGACAAA